AUGUCUGGUCACGGCCAUGGUCACGGUGGGCACAGCCACGGCUGCUGUGAAGACGAGCACGAGCCAGCGGAACGGGGCCUGGAGUAUGCACUGUAUCAGCGCAUUGACAUCGAGAAACUGCAGUGCCUCAAUGAAACAAGAGAAGGCGAUGGGAAACUCGUAUUUAAACCAUGGGAUCAACGGACAGACAGGGAGAAGGUAAUGUUAUCGACACCUUGAACGUAUAGUACAUCAUCUCAAUUGAACCAUGUUGAUGUAGAAGCCCUGAAUCCUCCACUGAAAUUCCGAAACUCAGCUGUGACAGCUGCUAUUUUGGCUCUGCGUUAAAUCAAACAUUGCAAAAAUGAACACCCAUGUUUACUUGUUUUGUACGCUGAACAAAAUAUGUACACAGAUGGUGGAACAUUUUAGUGUCAAUGAGCCUUUCCUUAGAGGUGAUCUGGACCUCUUCCAUUGGUGAAGGCCAAUUUCUUAUAACCUUUAUAAUGUGAUGAAGGGCCACUGUUGGUUAACUGUUAUGUGAUACUAAUGAAUUAAUUAUCUUGAAACGCUCUCUAUCCUCUGCAGUUUGUGGAGAGUGAUGCUGAUGAAGAGCUCCUGUUCAACAUCCCGUAAGAAAAUCCCCCCUUCAAUCCCCUUUUCACCCUUUCUUAUCCUGUCAUUUUAAUUUCAAACUCAUUUCAUCAUAUUGUGUUUAUGCAUUGUCUUUCACAAAUCAUAUGUUUCUCAGGUUCACCGGAAGUGUCAAGCUGAAAGGGAUCAUCAUCGCCGGUGAAGACGAUGAAUCGCAUCCUGCUGAAAUGAGACUGUGAGUGAGUACUGUUUCUGCCUUUCAGAAACACCUUGGGUCCUGACUGUGGAAUUGCAUUGAGCCAGUGUAGCAUGUAUCAACUCUCUCUGAGAAUUGAUGGUUAUUACUCACAACAAGUCAACUGAGGUGUAUUCAUUAGUGCAAAACGGGUUACAACGGAAAGUGUUUUGCAACGAGUUUCUAUUGGACAAAUUCAGGUAGGUCCCACCCUGUUUGCUUCUGUUUGCUUCUCUUUGCUUCUGUUUGCUUUCUUUUGGUUCAUAGUGAAUACACCCCCAGCUCUGAGCCAGCUGUGCAAACUGAAAGAGCAAGUACUGUAGUUAACUUAUUGCUCCGUGAGUGACAUUUGACUCACUAUUCACACCGUGAGAUCAAGACACCUAGUGACAAAUUAGCUAGCUUCUGCUACAUCGGCAUGGAACUGCAUUUAUUUAUUGUCAGCGUGUGUGGUUUUGUUAACCAACUGUGUGUUGUUGUUGCACUGUCCCUGUAGAUACAAGAACAUACCCCACAUGUCCUUUGAUGACACAUGCAGAGAACCUGAGCAAGCCUUCCGUCUCAAUAGAGAUCCACUGGCUCAGCUGGAAUACCCAACUAAGUAAGAGCAAUAGAACUGGCACACACACACACACACACUAAAAGUAGUAUUGUUUUCCCAGAAAACAAUGGGGUUUGUGGUCAAUGCUCACCCAUAGACUAUUUCCGAGACAAAAUAACAAAACAUUUUUUUAAAUAUAAUUUCGGUGAACUAUGCCUAAGUACCCACCCAACCUAAAAUGCACUAAACGAAUCAACGCUAAAUUGCCAUUCUUUCCAGGAUUGCCCGUUUCUCCAACGUUAAUCACUUAUCCAUUCACAUAUCACGGAACUUUGGGACAGCGUCCACACGGGUCUACUACAUUGGGCUGAGUGGGGAGUACUUCCAGGUGAGAACAAACAUGAGACCCACGUCCAGUAAAUUAUCUUAUACAGCUCUGACAGUGUACGCCUCAGCUGAGUUAAAAAAAUAAUAUAUUAUCGCUCUAUGGAUUUCCAGAAUUGUUUCACAUAUGUAUCAGGGUUUACUUUGACUGUUCCAUGUUGUCCAUUUUAAAUGGCAAAACACCUCACCUCAGUCUUAUCUGUUUUGCCUUCUUCCUCCCAGGCUCACAGACAUGAAGUGACCAUCUGCAACUACGAGGCGUCCGCUAACCCCGCAGACCAUAAAGUCGACAGCAUCAUCCCACAAACAAAUGUAAUCUCCUGAGAGAAAGGAGGGGUUGGAUAGUUGCAUUGACAGAUAUGGGUCAAAAGGAAGUGUGAUGGAUACUUAGGCCUGGUGGGUGAACUUUCUCAUUGGAGGUCAGGUAUGACUAAUACUGAAUAUCAGUGUCUAAUCUGGAUUUUCUCAGUUGUUACACUUAUUUUACCACCGAGUGGAGGCUGAAAGAAGUGAGUAAGUUUUCGUUUGGUAAAUGAAUACAUUUAAUGUCACUCGCUGGUAACCCUGUGAUAAAGCAUCACAGUGCUUUUAUCUAAAACUAUAUCUGGACACUGUGUGCCACUUAGUGGUUUGUUGUAAUAUGACAACUUGUCUCAGCAAAACUGGAAUGACUCCAAAGUCCCCUACAGUGGGAGUUCACUCACAUUAUUUCAUCCAAGCUCUGAAUGGCAUGGCAAUAAUGUGACUAUGUAGACAUUUUGACACAACCAAAGUAGAUCAGCAUUAGGUUUUCAUUUGAUUGGAUUAGACCCAUAUACCCACGUUUACUUAGGGGUGAGUUGCUUACUAUACCACACUGCUUUCUUUGACAACCACCAAACACAAAAGCUAUUUAACUUAUGAUUUCAUUGCAUUAUUAAUGUGCGUAGUCUGAGAAAUAGGACAUGUCCUUUGCUGUUGUGUGUAAUGUAAUUAUUUGAAGAAUAAAUAUGUUACAUAAGAGAAUAGUUGUAUCUUUUUUAAUGAGUGUAGAAUUGAAUUGAAAUGUAGAUUUUGGUUUAAUAAAAGGCUGUAUUAUUUGUAUUGAAAAUAUGCUCUUUGCAUUUGGUUUAAUAUAUUUGUUUAGUGUAAAUGGCACUAUCUGGAAUGUAUUGCUUGUCAGUAUCAAUUGAUGGCAGGGUGUGCGGUAAGUGCAAGCUCGAGAAAGGGUGUGGACGUCAUCAUGACAUCACUUUGAAGAAUACCCGCCCCUCUACAGUAGCGGAAGUUCCGUUGAUAUUCUGGGACAGCAAGUGGUGAGUGUAUGAGUUUGUAUUAGCGGGCCGCGGUUUUACAAUACUUCUUUACCCCAUCCGAACCGAACCCACAUGGGCCUUUGGUUACCGCUGUGGUUCAAGGGCAUGGGGGAGUGAUCUAUUCAAAUACCUGGUCGAAUUUAGGCCACAUGUCAAUCGAACCAAGCUCGAAUGGGAGCGGAGGGCAGUGUACUGAGACAAUACAGAUUGCUGCUGUGUGGUUAGCUUGCUAAACUAGUCAUUGUGAGGAUUUGUAGCCAGCUAAACAGGAUUAAGCUGGCUACUUGGAUGUAGCUAACUAGCUUUUCCGUGUUUGAAACAAUCUAACUAGCAGCUUUGCACUUAUCCUCUCCCGAAUUCACCAACCGGGUCGCACAACGUCAACGACUGGGUUAGCGAGUUAAGCUUCUCGCAGCCCACAUUGUUUCUUCAUCCCCACCCCCUUCCUUUCCUUUAGCUAGCUAAUGAACAAAAUAUCAGUACCUUGAAUCGCAGGUUGCCUAUGUAUUGCCACAUAUGUCUACGUCAAAUUAUCGAAAUAAACGAAUAUAAAAAGAUAAAUGAUUUAUGUUGCAAGAUGCCACUCCUGCUGGCUAGCCUGCAUAACCUAACUGGCUAAUAAAACCAGGGGUGUAAUCAUUAGUCCAAACAGUUCCGUUUUGCAACUAAAACUAGAUUUUCUAUUGGAAAAAUUCAGGUAGGUCCCUCCCCGUUUCGUUCCCUUUAAGAAACGUUUUGCAACAGAAUCGGCAGAAUGAAUACACCCCAGGUGGUGCUGGCUGGCUAUACUGACUCUCGCAUAUGACUCGAUGCUUGCCUGGUGGCUAGAAUUUACGUACCGGGUCAACCUUACAGGGCCUUUAUCCCAGUAACAAUUGCUCUUGACUACUGAGGAAAUCGAGCCAUUAGUUGCUGUAAAUGCAAGUGAAUAAAGGGCCAAGGCGGCACAUUUUUCUUACGCCAACCACUGAACCAGUCAACGUUUAGUUUGUCCUAGCCAGUUUAAUGCCAGUCAGAUUGGAACUCGUGAUCUUGUAGCCGUACAUGGACGGCAUUGUUUGUAUCACCCCUAGAAGGCUUGUGCAGAGGGAGAGAAAGGUGACCGUGAAAUCAGUGCAUUUCCAUCCUGGCUUAGCUAUUUUCCCACUGCUGGCGAGAUCAUGGAAGAUCAAUGUAGGAUAAGCAGCUAUUUGUGGUCUUUCUGUUAUCUCUGAAGGGACUGAGGAUGUUUGCCUCGCAAAUACAAUUAUAGGCUGGCUAACAUUAAGUGAUGGUAUAAAGUCAAAGAUUACACUGGCAUGCUGGAGCAAAGCCUCUUUGUGUCAUUGAUGCUAGAUGCUAUUAUCCAAUUGCUUCAGACCAUGCCUACUAGUUGAGAGCACAUCAGAUAGGGUUAGUGCUAUCUGGGGUCCUUUGGAUGUCCUUACCCUAAACCCAAACCAUAACUUUUACCUAACCUUUACCGUAACCAUUUUAAAUGUCAACUUCAAUGGGGUAGGGAUGUCCCAAGGAUACUGGAUAGCAAGGACAGAGUGCUGUAGGCCUAUCUGCCUGGGGGAAUCCUAUAGCUUGGUCUAUUAAAGUGUGCAAUAGCUGACACAGUGACAAGGAAAUGAGGCAAAGGCACAAUGAGCAUGUGUGUCAUUGCAGUUCAGAAAGUUAUUGUGAUGUGUGAUGCACGGCCCUGUUCUUUCUCCCUAUUGAGCCUGUCAUUCUCAUUCCCCUGAUUUGGCUCUUUUUCUGUCUCUCCCUUUGCUUUCACUAACUGCCUGUCAUUAGGUGGGUGGAAUUGUAACUAACUGUGUAUAAUCUCCCUGAAGGUUUAUACAUUAACCUCCUCACUUUUCCUUUUAAUUCCUCCUCUCGUUGUUUCUUUCUCUCUCUUGCUCGCCUCAUCCUUUUGUCAUAUCUGUCGCUCAACCUGACUCUAUGAGGGUAUUAAUUGUUGAUUUAGAAAACAAUAUGCUCUAGCUAGCCGAUACUAACCUAUUGGCAUGUUGGUUAAUAACGUAAAUGCAUUUGCUGACUGAAGAGAUUCUUCUCAGUACUCAGCCUGUCUCUUUGGUUCAAAGCAGCCAUAAUCUGUGGGAUGUUCAGUUCUUUUGUCGUGUCUGUCCCUUUGCUGAAUAGCUGCAUUGAUAACCAACCAACGUCAUUGAUAUGCCCCUUUUUCCCCGUCCUCUCUCUAGCACCCCUUAUAGUGUAUGUGUGGCAACAACAUGUCUCUGCCGCUGCUCGCUGAGGCUGUGACGGUGUCUGGGACAGAGAAGGAGACCGCUGCGGUGAGAGACCACACCAACACCAUAGUGUAACUUACGGCAGCCAUCAGUACAUUUGCCCACUUGUUGGAAAGUAUCAAAGGAAGCGCAAGAGUUGCCAUGCUAAAGCUAAUUUGUUGUUCAGAGGUGCUGUGAACUAUGGCCGGGACGAUACCAGUAUCGCAAUAUUUUUUUCCAUGGCAAAAUUGAAAAACCAAAGCAGACCAAAGUCUUUAGUCCUUUAAAAACCUGCUGUAUGUAAAAUAUUGUGCUUUGAAUUGGAAAAUAAAUAAACGUGACUCUGGAUGACAAUGAUUUAUGUUUGUGUCCAACAUUAGGGCUUUUUCCUAAAGAAGUUAAAUCCACUUUGUGUUUUGUUUACUUGCCACGAUACUAACGAGUAUUGUGAUACUGGUAUCGUCCCGGCCCUACUGUGAACCCACUGGGCAAAAACGGGUUAAAUCAACGUUUUUUUCCAUGUGAUUUCAACAACAAAAAAUCAUUUUGGUGAUGUUGAAUCAACGUGGAAAAAUGAUUGGAUUUGCAAAAAGUCCUCAACGUAAGGGAAUUUAGUCUUUUUUUCACCCAACUUUUAAUCGAAAUCCAAUGACAUGGUGAUUUGGGGGGGGGGGGAUUUCACAUUGCAUUCACGUUAGCUGACAACUCAGCUAAAUGUAAAUAAUAUAAAAACGUUCAACUGCCGUCUGUGCCCUGUGUGAAAUUAUUUGGCAUGGUUGCACAGCCAUAUCAGAACUGUGCUAUGUUACAAUAUUGGAGCUUGAAGGCAUAACAAACCGAUUACACUGAAGUUAAGUGGGUCUGCAAGCACUUGUUAAUUCAAAACCAACUCAAUUUAAUUCAUUUGUGAAUGCUCAUAUUAGAUUUUUACAUAGAACGUACAAAAAAAGAAAUAUCUGGCUCGCCAAAUUAAAAAUGUUCUUCCUCUUAUGAUGCCUCUGAUAAAUGCUAUUCUUUAGAGUUGGCAAGCAGCAAUAUCAACAGAGUAGUCCUGGCAAAAGUAGGAAUUUGCCCUUUGUUGUUGCUAUUGGGCCUGAUUCACUUGUACAUGGUGUUCAUAUGCAAAUACAGUGCAGUUGCCAGUAAACUGGCAUGCUCAUUGGUGUUCUGUGUAGUUCAUAAUGCACCAUUAACCAAUGUAAAACUGUCAAUCUCCCCAAUUCUACCAAAGGUGAUCUUCCUUCAUGGUUUGGGUGACUCAGGGUGAGUUUUCUGUCUUAAACCUGUUUUUGUUCGUUUUGGUGUUCGGCUGUUUUCUUUCUUGAGGCAAGUCGAAGUUCGGUAGCCGAAGUCUACGCCCCUUUGUCGGUGAUUGGUCAACAGUCCUACUCCUAGUAGGAUUGGUUACUAUGGACUGGGGUUCUUCAAUUAAGUGGUUCUUGUCAUUCAAUGAGAGAUGACUAGUUUUCAUGCAAAUGUUUUCACUUGAGAAAUACUACACCAAACAUCUUAGUUAGAUGUAAAAUUGCGCGACUAAGACAUCCUCUGCAAAAAUGUAAAAUGAUUACAGAUUUCUUGAUUUAUCAUAGAUUCAUUCAGACUAUUUUGAGGAAGUGUGCACCUUCAUAUAUACAGUGCCUUGCAAAAGUAUUCAUCCCCCUUGGCGUUCUUCCUAUUUGUUGCAUUACAACCUGUAAUUUAAAUUGAUUUUUAUUUGGAUUUCAUGUAAUGGACAUACACAAAAUAGUCCAAAUUAGUGAAGUGAAAUGAAAAAAAUAAGAGUCUGCAACACCACUAAGCAAAGGGCACCACCAAGCAAACGGCACCAUGAAGACCAAGGAGCUCUCCAAACAGAUCAGGGACAAAGUUGUAGAGAAGUAACGCCAGGGUAGUGGGUUCGAUCCCUGGGACCACCCAUACGUAAAAAUUUAUGCACACAUGACUGUAAGUCACUUUGGAUAAAAGUGUUUGCUAAAUAGCAUAUUAUAUUAUAUUAAGUACAGAUCAGGGUUGGGUUAUAAAAAAAUAUCUGAAACUUUGAACAUCCCACGGAGCACCAUUAAAUCCAUUAUUAAAAAAUGGAAAGAAUAUGGCACCACAACAAACCUGCCAAGAGAGGGCCGCCCACCAAAACUCACAGACCAGGCAAGGAGGGCAUUAAUCAGAGAGGCAACAAAGAGACCAAAGAACCCUGAAGGAGCUGCAAAGCUCCACAGCGGAGAUUGGAGUAUCUGUCCAUAGGACCACUUUAAGCUGUACGCUCCACAGAGCUGGGCUUUACGGAAGAGUGGCCAGAAAAAAGCCAUUGCUUAAAGAAAAAAAUAAGCAAACACGUUUGGUGUUCGCCAAAAGGCAUGUGGGAGACACCCCAAACAUAUGGAUGAAGGGACUCUGGUCAGAUGAGACUAAAAUGGAGCUUUUUGGCCAUCAAGGAAAAUGCUAUGUCUGGCGCAAACCCAACACCUCUCAUCACCCCGAGAACACCAUCCCCACAGUGAAGCAUGGUGGUGGCAGCAUCAUGCUGCGGGGAUGUUUUUCAUCGGCAGGGACUGGGAAACUGGUCAGAAUUGAAGGAAUGAUGGAUGGUGCUAAAUACAGGGAAAUUCUUGACGGAAACCUGUUUCAGUCUUCCAGAGAUUUGAGACUGGGACGGAGGUUCACCUUCCAGCAGGACAACACUUGAGUGGUUUAAGGGGAAACAUUUAAAUGUGUUGGAUGGCCUAGUCAAAGCCCAGACCUCAAUCCAAUUGAGAAUCUGUGGUAUGACUUAAAGAUUGCUGUACACCUGCAGAACCCAUCCAACUUGAAGGAGCUGGAGCAGUUUUGCCUUGAAGAAUGGGCAAAAAUCCCAGUGGCUAGAUGUGCCAAGCUUAUAGAGACAUACCCCAAGAGACUUGCAGCUGUAAUUGCUGCAAAAGGUGGCUCUGCAAAGUAUUGACUUUGGGGGGGGUGAAUAGUUUUGCACACUCAAGUGUUCUGUUUUUUUGUCUUAUUUCUUGUUUGUUUCACAAUAACUCAUAUUUUGCAUCUUCAAAAUCACUCUGUAUAAAUCGUUCUGUCUUAUAGCUUAAUCUGUAUAGACUUAAUCUGUACCACUUUCUCUCUCUGAAUUGCUAUUUUUCUUCCUGUUGUCAGGCAUGGCUGGGCAGAUGCCAUGACGGCUAUCCGACUGCCACAUGUAAAGUAUAUCUGCCCCCACGCGUAAGUCUCUGUAUUAUUAUGUCAUAUUUUCUGACAUGUUUAUUUCUCUGCUUGAGUGCCUCUGUCUCAGUUUCUAGUGUAUGUUGUAAUAAGAGAGUUGAAUCUUAUCUUUGGUAGUGUCUCAUCUCUGAUCUUUCUAUACAACCAUUUAGUAUUCCUCCACCCUUGUAUACUUACAUUGAUUCACUUGUUUGUCCACAGGCCCAGAAUCCCUGUCACUCUUAAUAUGAAGAUGACUAUGCCCUCAUGGUGAGUCAUAUGUUUGCACUGAUCUGAAAGAUAUAUCAUUGGCUAAUGGCUUGACUCUAACCUACACUUCACUGGAAAAUAGAUUUCCUUUUGGUAAGAGAUUUGGUGAACAUGGAAUUCCUUCAAAGGCAGAUACACACACACACACACACACACACACAAUCAGGAUACCAGGGGCACAUAAGAUAUACAGUGAGCUGACACCUCAUAGUCAUUGUAUCAUUUCAAAUCCAAAGUGCUUGAGUACAAAGCCAAAACAACAAAACAUUUCACUGUGCCAAUACUUUUGCAUGAGAUGUGUAUUAAAUCGACUGACCAUGGAUCUGUGCGUUUCUGUAGGUUUGACCUGAUGGGUCUCAGCCCAGAUUCUCCAGAGGACGAGGCUGGCAUCAAGAGGGCAGCGGAGAACAGUAAGUAAUUCAGUGAAACACCAGUACUAUACAGUGGGGAAAAAAAGUAUUUAGUCAGCCACCAAUUGUGCAAGUUCUCCCACUUAAAAAGAUGAGAGAGGCCUGUAAUUUUCAUCAUAGGUACACGUCAACUAUGACAGACAAAAUAAGAUUUUUUUUCUCCAGAAAAUCACAUUGUAGGAUUUUUUAUGAAUUUAUUUGCAAAUUAUGGUGGAAAAUAAGUAUUUGGUCACCUACAAACAAGCAAGAUUUCUGGCUCUCACAGACCUGUAACUUCUUCUUUAAGAGGCUCCUCUGUCCUCCACUCGUUACCUGUAUUAAUGGCACCUGUUUGAACUUAUCAGUAUAAAAGACACCUGUUCACAACCUCAAACAGUCACACUCCAAACUACACUAUGGCCAAGACCAAAGAGCUGUCAAAGGACACCAGAAACAAAAUUGUAGACCUUCACCAGGCUGGGAAGACUGAAUCUGCAAUAGGUAAGCAGCUUGGUUUGAAGAAAUCAACUGUGGGAGCAAUUAUUAGGAAAUGGAAGACAUACAAGACCACUGAUAAUCUCUCUCGAUCUGGGGCUCCACGCAAGAUCUCACCCCGUGGGGUCAAAAUGAUCACAAGAACGGUGAGCAAAAAUCCCAGAACCACACGGGGGGACCUAGUGAAUGACCUGCAGAGAGCUGGGACCAAAGUAACAAAGCCUACCAUCAGUAACACACUACGCCGCCAGGGACUCAAAUCCUGCAGUGCCAGACGUGUCCCCCUGUUUAAGCCAGUACAUGUCCAGGCCCGUCUGAAGUUUGCUAGAGUGCAUUUGGAUGAUCCCGAAGAGGAUUGGGUAAGAUGAAACCAAAAUAGAACUUUUUGGUAAAAACUUAACUCGUCGUGUUUGGAGGACAAAGAAUGCUGAGUUGCAUCCAAAGAACACCAUACCUACUGUGAAUCAUUGGGGUGGAAACAUCAUGCUUUGGGGCUGUUUUUCUGCAAAGGGACCAGGACGACUGAUCCGUGUAAAGGAAAGAAUUAAUGGGGCCAUGUAUUGUGAGAUUUUGAGUGAAAACCUCCUUCCAUCAGCAAGGGCAUUGAAGAUGAAACGUGGCUGGGUCUUUCAGCAUGACAAUGAUCCCAAACACACCGCCCGGGCAACGAAGGAGUGGCUUCGUAAGAAGCAUUUCAAGGUCCUGGAGUGGCCUAGCCAGUCUCCAGAUCUCAACCCCAUAGAAAAUCUUUGGAGGGAGUUGAAAGUCUGUGUUGCCCAGCGACAGCCCCAAAACAUCACUGCUCUAGAGGAGAUCUGCAUGGAGGAAUGGGCCAAAAUACCAGCAACAGUGUGUGAAAACCUUGUGAAGACUUACAGAAAACGUUUGACCUGUGUCAUUGCCAACAAAGGGUAUAUAACAAAGUAUUGAGAAACUUUUGUUAUUGACCAAAUACUUAUUUUCCACCAUAAUUUGCAAAUAAAUUCAUUAAAAAAUCCUACAAUGUGAUUUUCUGGAUUUUUUUUCCUCAUUUUGUCUGUCAUAGUUGACGUGUACCUAUGAUGAAAAUGACAGGCCUCUCUCAUCUUUUUAAGUGAGAGAACUUGCACAAUUGGUGGCUGACUAAAUACUUUUUUCCCCCACUGUACAUGUUAUAAACUCAGCAAAAAAAAGAAACGUUCUCUCACUGUCAACUGCGUUUAUUUUGAGCAAACUUAACAUGUGUAAAUAUUUGUAUGAACAUAACAAGAUUCAACAACUGAGAUAUAAACUGAACAAGUUCCACAGACAUGUGACUAACAGAAAUUGAAUAAUGUGUCCCUGACCAAAGGGGGGUCAAAAUCAAAAGUAACAGUCAGUAUCUGGUGUGGCCACCAGCUGCAUUAAGUACUGCAGUGCAUCUCCUCCUCAUGGACUGCACCAUAUUUGCCAGUUCUUGCUGUGAGAUGUUACCCCACUCUUCCACCAAGGCACCUGCAAGUUCCUGGACAUUUCUGGGGGGAAUGGCCCUAGCCCUCACCCUCCGAUCCAACCAUCACCCCUGGUGAGACAAAACCGCAACUCGUCAGUGAAGAGCACUUUUUGCCAGUCCUGUCUGGUCCAGUGACGGUGGGUUUGUGCCCAUAGGCGACGUUGUUGUCGGUGAUGUCUGGUGAGGACCUGCCUUACAACAGGCCUACAAACUCUCAGUCCAGCCUCUCUCAGCCUAUUGCGGACAGUCUGAGCACUGAUGGAGGGAUUGUGCAUUCCUGGUGUAACUCAGGCAGUUGUUGUUGCCAUCCUGUACCUGUCCCGCAGGUGUGAUGUUCGGAUGUACCGAUCCUGUGCAGGUGUUGUUACACGUGGUCUGCCAAUGCGAGGACGAUCAGCUGUCUGUCCUGUCUCCCUGUAGCGCUGUCUUAGACGUCUCACAGUACGGACAUAGCAAUUUAUUGCCCUGGCCACAUCUGCAGUCCUCAUGCCACCUUGCAGCAAUCCUAAGGCACGUUCGCGCAGAUGAGCAGGGACCCUGGGCAUCUUUCUUUUGGUGUUUUUCAGAGUCAGUAGAAAGGCCUCUUUAGUGUCCUACGUUUUCAUAACUGUGACCUUAAUUGCCUCCCGUCUGUAAGCUGUUAGUGUCUUAACGACCGUCCCACAGGUGCAUGUUCAUUAAUUGUUUAUGAUUCAUUGAACAAGCAUGGGAAACAGUGUUUAAACCCUUUACAAUGAAGAUCUGUGAAGUUAUUUUGAUUUUUACGAAUUAUCUUUGAAAGACAGGGUCCUGAAAAAGCGACGUUUCUUUUUUUGCUGAGUUUAUAUAGCAUUGUAGAUGCAUAUAGAUAUUAUACUAAGCUCUAUUCACAUAACCAUGUUAGCCCCCCUAUGUACUGUAUAUGUUCAGUUUCCGUUUUCACUCUUUUCCACAGUCAAGGCCAUAAUCGACCAUGAGGCAAAGAAUGGGAUACCCGCCAAUCGCGUGCUGCUUGGAGGGUUCUCUCAGGUAAGGUCAAUGUGAAGCGCUAUAGAGGUGUUGUGCAAAUGAAGUCCUCUUUUUCCAGUUCCUGAUUCUCAGUGAUUUUUCAACAUUGCUGUUUAAACUGUGUAAACCAUGUGAACAUCUCUAUAGGUCUAAACACAUUCUACCUCUCUUUCCCUCAAUUGUUCCGUCUCCCAGGGUGGGGCUCUGUCCUUGUAUACCGCCCUCACCUGUCAGCAGCAAUUGGCAGGCGUGGUCGCGCUCAGUUGCUGGUUACCACUUCACAAGAGUUUCCCGCAGGUACAUUUACACAGCUUACUUGUUUCUCUACAAUUUACGGUACUCUCGGUCCCCUGAACAUUCAACAGAGCUGUUUCUUUUAUUACUGGGCUGGAUUCCAAACUGGAAAAUGUACUCCUCUCCAUUGCUCUUGAUGAUAUGGGUGUAUGGGUGGUCCUCUGUAGCUCAGCUGGUAGAGCACGGCGCUUGUAACGCCAAGGUAGUGGGUUCGAUCCCCGGGACCACCCAUACACAAAAAUGUAUGCACGCAUGACUGUAAGUCGCUUUGGAUAAAAGCGUCUGCUAAAAUGGCAUAUUAUGAUUUUGCUGUGUAGAUAUGAAUGAACUGAAUAUGUGACUUGGUGUUAGAACCUGGUCUUGGUCUUCACUUUUUGCUUGUAUUAGUUGGAUGUAAUGGUCUGUUGUUCUCAUUAGGCGGCGAGCGCCAGUGGGAACAGAGACAUGCCCAUACUGCAGUGUCAUGGGGAGAUGGACCCCAUGAUCCCAGUGCAGUUUGGGGCCAUGACGGCCGAGAAGCUCAAGAUCAUUGUCAACCCUCAGAAAAUCACCUUCCGGACCUACCCAGGACUCAUGCACAGCUCCUGUCCUCAGGUAAAAGGGGAUUUUGGUUGUAACAUUCAAUGUGUGUUAACGGUUUACUAUGAGUGUCAAUGUGGAAGUAUUCAUGAUGUUCGGUUUCUGAUAAGCCUCUUUAUUUUUAUUUUGCAGGAGAUGGCAGCAGUGAAGGAAUUCAUUGAGAAGCAGUUGCCCCGAAUCUGACCUCACCUCAACCCCACUGUGACCCUUAGACACUGACCUCUCACCUCUGACCUGCCAUUCUCCCACAGGAAACAGCCAUGAGCACCGCCCCCUCCCUCCCUAUACAUACACAGUAACACUUACUUUCACAUAUCAUCAUCAUAUACACAUAAUACAUGCCUCAUUCCAUAAAAAUCCAACCAACGCACAUCAUACUGGACACAAUCAUACUGGACACACACCAUUUAUAAACGCACAUUUGUUAACACACUGAAGUGCUCACACAACAAGUCUUACCUUUUCGAGCGAGAAUCACUCACUCACACAGUACAUUCCCCUGGGAUUCUUUUCUCUCUUAUCCAACACGCCAGUAUCCCCUCUUUCUUUCUCUCAAUCUAUCUCUCCUCCUUUCACGACCUCCACUCCUGUUUCCCUCCUAUGCUGUGUGUGUCAGUGAGUCAGUCAGUUAGUGAGCAGGGGUCCCUGUUGCUAGAUGCCACCCAGUGUCGGAGAGCCUGACCCAGGCUGAGGAGAUAGCAGGUUCAGCAGCCUGUGGUUCUGGUCCUCAGGCCCCGAGGUCUGGUGCCGUCUGGAGUGACUCUGGUGCCGUCUGGAGUGACUCUGGUGCCACGCUGCUCUGCAUGCUGUUCCCAACGGG
Messenger RNA from Coregonus sp. 'balchen', 13729 nucleotides. NCBI's taxonomy places the organism in Eukaryota, Metazoa, Chordata, Actinopteri, Salmoniformes, Salmonidae. The record is from the annotation of a GenBank genome assembly.